AUGGGCGGGCCCUGCGAAUCGGGCGCAACGUUUCCCAUGCUUCCUGAAGACGGCAGCACCAUGCAAACCUUUUUGCUGCGCAUCGAACGACGGUACACCCAGAUGGGCUUGGAGCCCUGCGACAGGGGAAACGCGCUUAUUGACCACCUUGUGGACCCGGCUCCGCGUUAUUGGAUGUAUCUCCGGAGAACUAGCGACCUAAGUGACUGGGCGACGGUCAAGCGCCGGCUUUUGGAACGGUUCGACAAAACAAUGUCGCAGAGUCAAUUUUUGACGGAAUUGGCCAAGGUACGGUGGAAUGGCAACCCUAAGGAAUACACGGACCAGUCUGCGGCUGUAGCGGAGCGUGACGUGGGGAUCACUCCCAAAGAACUCGCUGACUAUUACUGCACCGGGCUACCGACGGACCUACUUCUUCUCAUAACGGGCAGCAAGGGAGAACGUACCAAGCGUCCGGGGGAGACCUGUAAGAAGUGUGGCAGUGUGGGACACUAUGCUCUGGACUGUCCUACAUACGACCGAGGCAGGAGUGGGCCCGAGGGCAAAAGCAGUAGACAGCCCACUCGUCUCAGCACUGAGAGGACUGAACGUUUAAACGACAAGGUCUUGCUUAGUCGCAAGCAUAUACCGGCUUUGAAGAGCUGCCCUAAGUUGGAGCCCCGUUGCCGAGGACCCUGUGGAGUCAUCGAACGUAUAGAGACCAUCGCCUACCGUCUCGCCUUGCCCGUCACUUAUGAAUGCCACAACGUUUCCCAUGUUUCGCAGUUAGUUCCCCAUUGCCCCCACCUCCCCGACUUGGUUUCCCAGGGAGCCGACGCCGGCUGGCUCCCCAUCCGCAAUGCGGCAGGCAUUCCAACAAAGGAUUAUGAGGAAAAUUUUAUCGUGGACCAGCGCGGCCCAGGAGCCGACGCCCCAGGACCUCGUCAAGUGGCGCGGAAUCCCUGA
Molecule: messenger RNA, 945 nt
Organism: Eimeria tenella
Lineage: Eukaryota; Apicomplexa; Conoidasida; Eucoccidiorida; Eimeriidae
Exons: 2
Coding region: 1-945 (314 amino acids)
Molecular function (GO): nucleic acid binding; zinc ion binding
Source: RefSeq, a predicted model, not a curated record